Molecule: messenger RNA, 774 nt
Organism: Penicillium macrosclerotiorum
Lineage: Eukaryota; Fungi; Ascomycota; Eurotiomycetes; Eurotiales; Aspergillaceae
Gene: cox5b
Product: cytochrome c oxidase subunit IV
Exons: 6
Biological process (GO): mitochondrial electron transport, cytochrome c to oxygen
Cellular component (GO): mitochondrial envelope
Source: RefSeq, a predicted model, not a curated record
UCAGCCAAUCAUGCGCUGAGUCAUCCACAUUACCCGCGGCCCAUUGGUGCACGAAAUGCGCCAAUCACAGGCCCACGGGCUGAAGCGGCUUCAAACUCGCCCAACCUCAAACCUCCAAACUCUCGCCUUUCCCCCAAACCCUCCCCCUCCACUCCAUCCUCCCUAGCUCUCAGGAUGUUCCUUCAACGCACUGCGUCCGCUAUCGCGCGGCGCUCGCCCGCCCGCGCCUUUACUCUUGCUCAGCGCCCGUUCUCUUCGUCCAUCGUGCGCAGCAACGAGAAGAAGUGGGCUCCCAAGGAUGAGGGCAAGGUCCUUUCCUUCGAGGAGAUCAAGAACGAGGAUGACCUCCUUCCCCCGGGUGCCAAGCCCGGUACCGUCCCGACCGACUUCGUUCAGGCCACCGGUCUUGAGCGUCUCGAGCUUAUCGGAAAGAUGCAGGGCAUUGAUAUCUUCGACAUGCGUCCCCUUGAUGCCUCCCGCAAGGGAACCCUCGAGAACCCCAUCAUUGUCAACGGUGCCGGUGAUGAGCAGUAUGCUGGUUGCACCGGCUUCCCCGCCGACUCUCACCAGGUCAACUGGCUGACCGUCUCCCGCGAGCGCCCCAUCGAGCGCUGCAACGAGUGCGGCAACGUCGUCAAGCUCAACUACGUCGGUCCCGAGGAGGACCCCCACGCUCAUGAUCACGGUCACGGCCACGACCACGGCCACCACCCUCCCCACGAGGAGCCCAAGACCUUCGCCGACUACGUUAAGCCCGAGUACUGGUACCGGUAA